GUGUUUACUAAAUGAUCUAAAAACUUUCAAAACGGAGGUUAGGAGCUUGUGGUAUUGCAAUGCACAUCUUGCACAUCCUUGAUUUACUCCCAUGGAUCAAGGAGUCAAUAUCCAAGUUGGUGUUGCUGCCUAAGAUUGAAGUAUCUGAAACUGGCAACAUGAACACACAUGGAACUGAAGGGAUAAAUGAAGGAGGAGCAAUUGAAACCAGGGUGGACACCGUAGAUUACAAGUCACCACCUGGAAAGGAGGAUGAAGAGCCCAGAAAGGAGAAGGUAGGGGUGGUUCACUUGACUCAUGAAAGGGGGAAGUCUGCCACAACUGCAGGUGGUGUCUUGGCAGGUCCAGCUGAUGCUGCCGCAAAAGCCUUGAAGUCAGCAAAGGAUGCCAUUUCAGGCAGCAUCCAUGACAGCAACAAAUAAUUCACAACAAAAAUGUGAAAUAUAUACAUGUUUACUUCGUCCUUGUCUAUGUUAGGGGUUUAGGAUCUGUCUGACCUCAAAUCCAGAACUUCAAUAUCAAAUCAUCAUAUGUCGUUUUCCUAACUAAAUGAUUUGCUAUCCA
Messenger RNA from Rubroshorea leprosula, 564 nucleotides. The record is from the annotation of a GenBank genome assembly. NCBI's taxonomy places the organism in Eukaryota, Viridiplantae, Streptophyta, Magnoliopsida, Malvales, Dipterocarpaceae.